Neltuma alba is the source of this 1537-nucleotide messenger RNA. RefSeq names its product programmed cell death protein 2-like. Gene Ontology annotation, cellular component: cytoplasm. The coding region runs from base 145 to 1233 and encodes 362 amino acids. The record is from RefSeq and is a predicted model, not a curated record. NCBI's taxonomy places the organism in Eukaryota, Viridiplantae, Streptophyta, Magnoliopsida, Fabales, Fabaceae. The transcript is spliced from 8 exons.
CUCUCGUCGUUCAAGUUGUUGUUAAUCCAGCAUAGCACCAGGGAAGCGCGGGAGUGUUGUUACUUGUAACUAAGCAAAAGACACAGAUUUUCGCCCGUUUCAUCUGUUCAAAUUCCAUUCACUGGAUUGUUGCGUGACCGAGCAAUGGAUGUGGUUUCUCUGGGAAUGCCAGGGCCAUGGGCUGAAGACUGUUACGAAUCAGCUGAUCAUUACACAACAAAAGUUGGAGGAGUUCCUGACUGGCCCCUUCCCAAGGAGGCAAUACAAGCUAAUUUGCUUCAGUGUGGUGCGUGUGGGAUUAAACUUUGUCUUGUUGCUCAGGUUCAUGCUCCAAUAUCAAAUAAGACUGUAAAGAUUCAGGAACGCUUUCUUUUCGUUUUAGGUUGUCUUACGCCAAAAUGUGGAAGUUCUUCAGAAAGCUGGCGGGUUCUUCGAGUUCAGAAGACCUGCACUCAGGAUUUGGAAGUGGCUUCUGCAACUACAUCAUCUCCUGCUGUUCAAAGUACCAGCUGGUUGGAUGAUGUCAAUGAUGACGACGACAUGGAUUUAGAGCAAUUGCGCAAGGCUCUCUUUGAAGCUGGGACUUUGGCUUCUAGCAGGAAAAAAUCAGUCUCUCGUUCGCGUACUGACACUGCUUCUUCUUCUUCGCCGAAGCCUAGAGUUAGUGAGGUUGAUAUUGAUAUGCCAGUGGUGCCUUGCUUUUAUAUAUACUACGUACAUGAAGAACCAUCCUCAGAGGGCCUUAGUUCAAUAUGUUCUAACUACUCAUCGCUUUCCAUUAAGGAGAAUGGAAGUGAUAAUGAGGACGAAGUUUGGGAAAAGGAAUCUUAUGAAUAUGAUAGAGCUUUGACUGCUGAUAGAACAUACCUCAAGUUCAAGAAGCGCUUGGAAGCACAUCCAGAGCAGUGUUUCAGAUAUUCAUAUGGUGGGAAGCCACUUCUAGCUGCUGUUGAUAAGAUAGACCCUGGCAGGUGCAAGCUAUGUGGCGAACCGAGGAAUUUUGAGAUGCAGCUAAUGCCUCCAUUGCUAUAUUUUCUGCAAGAAGCACCUGAUGACAAAAAACGAUUGGUAGAAAAUUGGGAUUGGAUGACCCUCAUGAUUUAUACUUGUUCCAAGAGCUGUUCUGAGAUAAUUGACCGAGGCAAGCCGAAAAGUAGUGAAUGGAUUGUGACUGAGGAGGCAGUUGUGGCACAGUGUGAGAAAUCCAUGCCUGUUCGUAACUAUGAUUGGUGACAUUGUCAAGAAUACCACACAAUGAGUUGAAUUUUGUCCUGAUGUGCCUUGAGGGUUUUGCUUUCUGUAAAGUUCACUUUGCAUGAAGAUUAUGCAACUUUAAUGUAAUUCUACACUGGUUUUGUUUUCUUUCGGGAAAAAAAAAUAUUUGUGAUCCAAAUUAAUUUAUGAUGCUUAUAAAGUAGUGGUUUAGACUGUCGUCUGAAAAGAGGCAAGGUAAAGAAAAAUCAGAAAGAGUACUUCAUGAAGUUGUUGAGUAGAACCUGUUGGAUUAACAAUUUAUCCAAAAAUUUGAUUGUUAACA